AUGGAGUCCGUACGCCAGUCUUGUCGCCCGCGGCACCAGGUCUUGACGCUCAAAUGCUUUCCUAAAUACCAAAAGGGCGUGCCGGAGGUCAAGCCGAACCCGAGUGAACUCUCAUACCUGCUAUAUUAUGCCAGCACGCGUCGCAGCAAGCUGACAAAGGUCGGCGCUUUCCUGGAGAAGAGGGUGGCCAAAGAUGUCUGGAGGCGCCGGUUGGGAAAUGUUCAGGUUGCGCUUCAUAUUCUGACCGCGCUCAUCGAGAAAGUUCCUCGCGAGUUGCCCAUCUACGCCCGCUACGUCCUAUCCGUCAUCGACACCGUUUUGCGAUCCAACGACAUCUCUAUGGUGGAAGAUUCGAUCGCGACCUUUGAGACAUUCUGCUACCACCAGGACAUUGCAAUCAUCUCGGCAGAACAAGGUCUCGCCAAGAAGUACCGCGAAGUCAUUCGAACCUACGCCAGCUUCGCCGACCCAUCCUCCCAGUCCUACUCGUCAGCCAAACUCAGCCCUCCGCUCGCCAUUCGAUGGAGAAAUGCCGGACUUCGCGCGAUCAAGGCUGUUGUCAGUUCCGAGAGUUUGGCCGCGGAUGGGGGGACCUCCCUCAACAUCAUCCUCCCAGUCAUUCUUGAGAACCUGUACUCCCCGAACGAAGACGUUCUCAUCCCAUUGAAGGCAAAGCUUCGUGAGACGGAUGAUGGCGAUCGGGAUGCAGCCCGGCUGCUGCGACGGUCGAGCGUUGCAACGGUAAACACUGUUGACACUGCGGAGGGCGACCCUGAAUUGGCCGCGCAGUCGACAGCCGACGCGGACCGACAAGCCGAGAUGGAUGCGCGACUCUUGGCUCUCCGUUGUCUGGAGCAGAUCAUCGUAUCGGGAAGCAAUCGCGGCCAAAUCCGCAUCGCAGCGACUGUUAUCCUGCGAUUCAUCGCCAACAAACGGUUCCCGCGCACCGCGACUCGUGAUCAGUCCAGCGGAAUGAGCCAGCAAGAUGGAAAUUGGGCGACUUCUCUGAUCGAGCUCAUCGCGACUUGGUGCCCGGUGCAGGUCCGGUUCGUGAUUCUAAUGAUGGCCAUGGAUAUCUUGCACGAGACACCCCCCAAGGAAGAUGCGUUGGAGUCAUCAUUCGUUAUUCUCUCUGUGGUGGAUUGGCUGUUGAAAUCCCCGGUCAACAUGAUCGGCCUAAGCGUGAUGGAUAUCUUGCUCGGGCUCAUGCGGUACAUUUCGGACCUCUUAUCGCCUACGGACAGAAUCGACGGUGAUGCUGAAAAGAGUGCGGAUCAAAUUGCCAAUAGCGCAGUAUUCAUCUCUCCCCGGAGACGUGCUCUUCUUUCCCUUCUGGAGCAGUGCAUUGGAAACCUAGCGACUCACAACUAUUAUGGCGAUCAAGUUGCAGACAUGAUGCGUGCGAUCCUUCAUCGUUUCAAGCCCGCCCCCAACCACGAGAGUGCUGCACAAUCUUCCUUGGCCACGGUUCACGAGACUCGAGCAGUCUCGAUGGCCCCGCAGAACACUGAGGCUGAACAGACCAAUGGAGAGAAGGCUCCAGGCGAGACCUUUUUUCACGCAGCUGCCAAGUUGACUGCUCUCAAAGCCGUCAAGGCUAUCCUCAUUGUGGCUAAUCUCAGAGCGCCAGCGUCUAUCAAGGGUUCGGAAUCGAGAAACCAGGUUGGCAUUCACGUCUGGGAAGGGACACAGGGCCUCCUUCGGGAUUCCGAUCAGGAAGUUCGUCACGCUUACGCUGACGCUUUCUUGUCCUGGUUGCAACUGGAGACGAAUAAGCAAGACCUCAAGGUCCGACUGGAUACCCCCAAAUACGUGAAGCCCGCAUCAAAACGCGAUUCAGAAGCGUUGGAUAAGACUUCCAGUCGACGGAGUACCUCGGCCCCCGGAAAUCAGAGAGAGAAGGCGGUUCUAGCCGCGCAGACCAAUUUCCUUCGCCUGCUGCACUUGGAUAUCUAUGAUGCUGUGCUCGACAGACCCGGAGUGGGAUCCGAAGUGCUUGUUCUGCACCUUCUUUUGGCAAGUCUAGUAGAAAAUCUCGGUGUGAAUGCGGCUCAGUUUGGGCUCCCCAUGGUCUUGAAGUUGCAAGACGAUUUGUUCACGUCGGUCGACUUAGGAUCCUCUGCCGCUCGCGUCAAUGUUGGAAGCUUGGUCCAUGGGUAUCUUUUGGCUCUUGCAGAAAAGUUUAACCUCGAAUCCACCCACCCUGGACUGGAGAUUCGCAACGAGAUUGAAAAGCGGCAGAGCAAGGGACAGUGGUUCUCUAGGAUCAAGUUGCCCCCAACUGGCCUUGAUGGCAUUGCUUUGGAUGAGAAGGUCAUGGAGGAUGACUCCACUCAGUCAAUCACGCUCACACCCUUCCGAAACGUUGACGGUCUGGUGAAUGAUAUCGAUGAAGCGUACCGCCAGACAAUCUCAUCCCCUCCGCAGAGUCCGCCAACCUCCCCGGCUCGUGGAUUCAACUUCCCGGUCUUGAAUCAUACCCAAGCAUCAAAGCAAUCGCGGCAAGAGAAUGGACUCCCAUCCCCCGUCAAGGAACAGAUGCUGUCCUCUUGGUCUCGUGAGUUGUGCUUGGCUGCAAUUGAGAAAGAAAGCAUCAGAACUGCUUCCCUCACCGGUUCUCGUGGUGGCACUAUGACUCGCAACAGUCACUUCAACGGCAUAACGAAUGGCUCGCCCGUUGGUUCAGCCACUGAUAAAAACCGCCCCGUGAGUGUUCCAGAUAUCUCGUAUACUCCGGAGCCGAGCUCGGGCAGAGGAUCCCCUGUCCGUGUCACCGAGUUGCGCCGUGCGCUCUCCGUCAACACCGAGUCUCAUCUUCGGCGACGUAGCCCUCUACGCGGCCAAGUUGAUCCUUCGAAUAUCAGUGUCAUUUCUUCUGGAAGCGAGAGCAUGGUCAGCGGUGCCUAUUCUGUCUCGGAGAUGGAGCCGGAUGCCAUCUCGACUCUGGAAGGUGAAGGUCAACGGACGCCCGAAGAUGGCGGAGCUGAGACCCCUCGCGCAAAUGCGUCGGCCGUCGCUCUUUCGGAAGACAAGCCAUCGACGGAUCAAGGUCAGGAUUCAACGAUGAGCCGAACAAAUUCCCAAGAAAUCCCCCCGGUCCCUCCGAUUCCCGCUGGAUUGGCCAUUCCUGGUGGCUUCCCCAACGACUCGCAGAGGUCCUUGGUGUCCGAUCGUCCAUAUACGGCACCGGGUAACUCUCGACAGGCGAUGAAGAGCGCCUCGAAGUCGGAGUCAUCCCAGGCCCGUCGGAAUGGGAAGGCACUGAACCGCAAUAAGAGUCGUUCGAGCAAUAACCUCUCUUACGGAUAUUCUGAUGGGUUCUACAGCGCCGGGCCCAACGAGUCUGACUCUCCUCUUGAUAAUGCCCAACGAGAUCAACUGAGGAAACUUCUCGAUGGGUUCCUCUCCCCCGAGGACGGCAUCGUCACCAAUGGUGACCGCCCAUCCACCGCGGUCCCGGCAUCGAAGAACUCUCUCACCGAAAGUUAUUCGAGCCGGCGCCAAGUCAGCGGUGGUGGUCUCGGCCGACCCCCAUACUAA
Penicillium daleae is the source of this 3540-nucleotide messenger RNA. RefSeq lists its product as uncharacterized. Gene Ontology annotation, biological process: protein localization to plasma membrane. Gene Ontology annotation, cellular component: plasma membrane. Bases 1 to 3540 code for a protein of 1179 amino acids. The transcript has 2 exons. The record is from RefSeq and is a predicted model, not a curated record. NCBI's taxonomy places the organism in Eukaryota, Fungi, Ascomycota, Eurotiomycetes, Eurotiales, Aspergillaceae.